AUGGAUGCCGUAGAAGGCACAAUUGGUAGCAUACGCUUUUUGAUUCAAUUCCUUACUAUUAUUCAACGAGCACGCGGGUUUGAAGACGAGUUCGAAUUCUACCAGCUCCAACUUAAAGCGCACCUCUCCCGCUGUGCGACUGUCUCGAGAAUAAUCCAUGACACAAACGGCACCGAUGAGAUUUUGGUCUCAAACGCAAUAGAGCGCUCAACACAUACGUCAGGGCAUCAGGAACCAACAAUAGCCGAAAUUAUUCCCGCCAUUCAAGACAGGCUCCGCAAAGCUCAGCAAGAAGCCGCAAAGAUAGAAGCUGGCUAUUUGACAACCAACCCGCCCCAGCAGGAAGCCGAAACAAUACGAGUUCGAAUGAUGGGAUUUCUUGAUAAACAAAGAUUCCAAGCAGCAAAGAGAGUAGAAGGAAUAAAAUGGGCUUUAUAUAGGAAAGAUAAAAACGACAAGUUUAUCGCAAACAUCUCCGCGCUCAUUAAGGAUAUUGAGCGCGAAGUCAACGCCAACAGGGAAAGUCUUACACUUGGUAAAUCCAGGAUUAUAUACAUUGCGCGGGCCCACUCUUCAGCCAUGUGA
Messenger RNA from Trichoderma aggressivum f. europaeum, 585 nucleotides. RefSeq lists its product as uncharacterized. Bases 1 to 585 code for a protein of 194 amino acids. The record is from RefSeq and is a predicted model, not a curated record. NCBI's taxonomy places the organism in Eukaryota, Fungi, Ascomycota, Sordariomycetes, Hypocreales, Hypocreaceae. The transcript has a single exon.